Molecule: messenger RNA, 1368 nt
Organism: Bacidia gigantensis
Lineage: Eukaryota; Fungi; Ascomycota; Lecanoromycetes; Lecanorales; Ramalinaceae
Exons: 1
Coding region: 1-1368 (455 amino acids)
Source: RefSeq, a predicted model, not a curated record
AUGCCUAUCGGCAUUGAACGACUCAAUUCGAGGCACCUCCAGCCUUCGUCUCAAAUCGUCUUCAUCAAGCCUUUGGCUGGUUCCGAUGCAGAUUUCGCGAGAGACUUCCUCGAGCGAAUCGCCGCAAUAUGUCAUCCCAUCAUGAAGUCAAAUCAUCUGUCUAUUAUGACACUCGAAGAACAUGAAGCCAACACUGAAUUCAUUGGCCGAAAUUUUAAUGCUGGUGAAAUCAUACAACUCGUUCUCAAAUCAUACCGAACAGGCCAGUGGCUUAGCUUCAAGACGGUACAAAUGAUAAUGAUGCAUGAGCUCGCUCACUGCGCGCAGAUGAAUCAUUCAAGGGCAUUCUGGAAAGUAAGGAAUGACUACGCAGCCGAGCUCAGAGGGUUGUGGCAAAAGAAUUAUACAGGAGAUGGUCUCUGGGGACGAGGACAGACUCUACUCAGCGGCAGAUAUGACACAGGACGAAGGGCUGAAGAGGACUUGCUGCCCGAGAAUUUGUGCGGCGGAGCCUAUCGUAGUUCGAGAAGGAGGAAGAGAAAGCGAGGACCGGCGGCUACGGACAAGAAGCCCGAACCCUUCGCGGAGCGGCAGCAAAGGAGGGUCGCUAAGAAGUUUGGCGUCGCAGGUCAAACACUGGGAGGAGAUCAAGAGACGAGAGUGAAGCUAGAGAAGGGCCAGAGCGUCAAGGCAAAGCCUAAAGUGGCCAACAGCUCACGAGGGCGAGAAUUACGUGUGGCAGCUGCACUAGCACGGUUUGGGCAACAAGAGGAGGACACAUUAGACGAUGCAAAGCCAAAAGAGGACUUGAAGAAGGAUCAGUCAAAGCUAUCAAGCGACACUGAAGACGAUUCGGAAAACAGUGAUGUUGAGAGCGUCUUAAAAGAUCACAAAGGACAGAGGAUCCAAGAUCAAGAAGGCCGCGAUAUGAUUAGAGUAUGUGGCACCGAGGAUGAAGAUGACGAAGCGGUAAAGCAAGAACGAGAUGAAUUGCAAGGGUUAAAUGGCGCUGAAAGCAGUGAUCCUUCGCACACAAAUGUUGUCAAGCCGAUAGCGGCAGUCAGAGGAUCGGACCCUCAUGACCAAUCGACAAUAGCUACGGCUUCUUCAACCCGGGACCAGCCUCUAUCAGUGAUUGAGCCGUCAGAAACACAGUCCGAACAAGUUUGUUCUCCAAUAUGUUCCAUGGGAAAUGCUGCUGGUUCAGCUCUCUGCGUAGCAUGCUCUCACGUUCUAGACGUCUCUUUAAUCGCUAAUCACUGGCGAUGUCAGAAGGAAACAUGUAAGGAAAGUGACUACGUCAACGCUGGCGACUUUGGGCGUUCCGGUGUAUGUGGUGCCCACAAAGCUUCUGAUCCUCCUGAAUGA